AUGGAGCUGCCGGCCGCCGGCGGGGGCCGGCGCACGAGCUACUCGCUGCUGUCCCAGUUCCCGGACGACGCGGCGGCCGCCGGGGCAUCCCCGGCCGUGCUGCAGCGCCAGUCCAGCGGCGGGAGCAGCUACGGCGCCGGGAGCUCCGUCUCGGCCUCCAGCGACUACCCGUUCCACCUGCCCCCGGCGGCCGCCGCGGCGGGAGGGGGAGGGGGAGGGGGCACGCCCUCCCCCUGCAAGAGCUGGGCGCAGCAGGCGGAGGAGACGUACCAGCUGCAGCUCGCCCUCGCGCUCCGCCUCUGCGCCGACGCCGCCUGCGCGGCCGACCCCGGGUUCCUCGACCCCGGCGACUCCGGGGGGUCCAAGAUGGGGGGCGGCGGCGGGGGCGGCAGCGGCAGCGGCAGGGCCUUCCCGCUCGCUCCCCCCUCCCCCACCGCCGAGGCCCUCUCCCACCGCUUCUGGGUAAACGGCUCGUUAUCAUACAGCAACACGAUACCGGAUGGGUUCUACUUGAUCCAAGGGAUGGACCCCUUUGUGUGGUCGAUGUGCACCGACGUGCACGAGGAGAACCGCAUACCCUCCGUGGAGUCGCUCAAGUCUGUCCGCCCCGACGAUUCUUCCAUCCAGGUGGUCCUCGUCGACAGGAGAGCUGAUUUCGAUCUUGGUAUGCUGGAGAACUACGCGUCCAGCUUUCUGUCCAGUUCCUCAGACAUGAAAGAUGUCAUAAAUCAGCUAGCCAAACUUGUGUCUUCCAGAAUGGGGGGUACAACCUCCAACGAAGAGAACUUGCUUCCACGCUGGAAAGAGAGCAGCGAGGCAAUCAAAUCAAGUGCAGGCUCUAUUGUGCUUCAUCUGGGGAAGCUGCCGAUUGGUCUCUGCAAGCACCGCUCUCUGCUUUUUAAAAUGUUAGCAGAUAAAGUCAACAUACCAUGCAGAUUAGUCAAGGGCUGUAAAUACUGUAAAGCUGAAGACGCUUCCUCCUGUGUCGUGCGUUUUGGGCUUGAAAGGGAAUAUCUGGUUGACUUAUUUGGGGCUCCAGGCCAAUUAUCUGAUCCUGAUUCUUUCGUCAAUGGUCCCUACUCGCUGUCGGUUCCAUCACCUCUCCGUCCACCAAAAUUUAGGUCAUUAGAGAUCACUUCAAAUUUCAGCUCAGUUGCCAAGCAAUACUUCUCAGACUGUCACUCGCUCAAUCUAUUGUUCAGUGAUGCAUCCACAGGUGCUUCUAAUGGUGCUGCAGUUGCUGUAGACCAAAUGUAUUCGAAGAAACAUGAUGCAGGGGACGGGAUUGCCAACAGCUGGGUGCCGGUGAAAGGGCAAGCAAUUGCGAACUCGGACAUUAUUCUGCCAGAAGCUCCUCGAGAGGUUUUGCCACUUAUGACACCGUCCAAUUUGACAGCUGAUAAAAAGAAAGAGUUUCAGUUGAUUGAGGGGAAUCAGUAUCUACGGAGUACUGUCAGUGAUCUGUCACUUGCUGUGGAUGAUCUGAUCAUUCCAUGGAGUGAGCUGGUUUUAAAGGAGAAGAUUGGAGCAGGUUCUUUCGGAACAGUUCAUCGUGCUGACUGGCAUGGAUCGGAUGUUGCUGUGAAGAUACUGAUGGAGCAGGAUUAUCAUCUAGAUCGCUUCAAGGAAUUUAUGAGAGAGGUUGCAAUAAUGAAAAGUCUGAGGCAUCCAAAUAUUGUUCUAUUCAUGGGUGCUGUUACUGAACCCCCAAACCUAUCAAUAGUUACGGAGUACUUGUCAAGAGGUAGUUUGUAUAAACUUUUGCAUAGGAGUGGUGCAAGGGAGGUUCUGGAUGAGAGACGCCGCUUGAACAUGGCAUUCGAUGUGGCGAAGGGAAUGAAUUAUCUACAUAGACGUAGUCCUCCUAUUGUUCACCGUGAUUUGAAAUCUCCAAAUCUUCUAGUCGACAAGAAGUAUACUGUGAAGGUAUGCGACUUUGGGCUUUCGCGACUAAAAGCCAACACCUACUUGUCCUCAAAAUCUUUGGCAGGAACACCUGAAUGGAUGGCACCUGAAGUGCUUCGAGAUGAGCCAUCCAAUGAGAAGUCUGAUGUCUACAGUUUCGCUGUAAUCCUUUGGGAACUUAUGACAUUGCAACAACCAUGGUGUAACCUGAAUCCUGCCCAGGUAGUUGCUGCUGUUGGCUUUAAAGGAAGAAGACUUGAAAUUCCGAAAGAGUUAAAUCCUCAAGUAGCUGCAUUAAUCGAAUCCUGCUGGGCAAAUGAGCCAUGGCGGAGGCCCUCAUUUGCUAAUAUUAUGGAAACUCUGAGGCCUUUAAUUAACAAGGUCCCGGUGCCGCAGUUGAUCCGUUCAGACUCAUAG
This is a messenger RNA of Triticum turgidum subsp. durum (durum wheat), 2322 nucleotides long. The record is from the annotation of a GenBank genome assembly. Lineage: Eukaryota; Viridiplantae; Streptophyta; Magnoliopsida; Poales; Poaceae.